ACUACAAUGUUGUUUUCCGAGUCAUUUCUUGUCGACGCCACUCGACCUCUCUCACUAGCUGACUUGCGCCUUGACGACGGUCUUACUUGUCCCUGCUGAAAAGUUCAAAUUCCUCGUUGACAUUCCUUGCGUGGGCACAACAUGGAAUCUAGUCCUCCCCCUCUGCCGGCUUACAAGACCCUAGAGCAACUCAAUGCUUUAUCUCCAGAUGACUAUGCAAAAUACAUGGUUGCAACUCUAGGAUGGUUUCAAUACUAUGCACAGUUGGGUACUAUGCAGCUGCAGGCCAUGGUACCCGAUGAUGCGGAAGGCACCGCUACCUCACACCAACAAUUGGCUUCGACCUGGCACCUAGACCCAGCUGUCUUCCCGGAUACGCCUGAGAAACGUCAACUGUUCUUUGAGACGUGUGUGGCGGGCUGUCAACAAAGUAUCGUUUCGCCUGUCGAUGCUGUUCGUUGCACCUUCUUUGCGCGCCCCGCUAUUCAGAUUCUUACUUCUGAAGCCAGCCAUCACUAUCCUGCAAAUGAGGAUGAGGAUGAGGGAUCUACGUCAGUGGCGAGCAUUACGAGAAGAGCUGAAGAGCUUGCAGACCGUCAUCUCGGUACUUCCGGUGCAGCCGUGAUUGCCUACACUAACUAUGAAUCAGACAGCGAGUCUGAGCCAGAUAGCGGGCGGUUCCGGGAUCUGGUAGACCACUACUUUGGCACCAUGUUUCGCUAUCGCGACGAAGAAACUGAUCAGCUCGCGGAAUGUACCAUUGAUAACAUGGCAAGGGAUGUUUUCAACGAAGAGUGGUUUUGGCUCAUUCAGAAGGUUGGGAAUGAGGCUCCCCAGACAAACAUCGUGAAGGCUGAAACACUCGAAGAUAUCUUCGCGAACCGCAUCAGAAAGGCAUAGUUCCUUCAAGGUGGACCAUAUAGAUGUCGACAUCGAGUUGAACAAUUGUUUUCCCGUCGCAUUCUAUGUUCGUCUUGUAUGGCGCUGUCGAGCGGCUUGCUAGAAAGGAAUUAUGUUAGAUGAAUACGCUGUACUUGGACUCCGGAGUCUAUUAACUUUUGGAUUUGUCGUCUUUGUACUAUGCGAGUUUCAAGUUCCUAUC
Molecule: messenger RNA, 1102 nt
Organism: Somion occarium
Lineage: Eukaryota; Fungi; Basidiomycota; Agaricomycetes; Polyporales; Cerrenaceae
Source: the annotation of a GenBank genome assembly